Messenger RNA from Suillus subaureus, 1485 nucleotides. RefSeq lists its product as uncharacterized. Bases 1 to 1485 code for a protein of 494 amino acids. The transcript has 2 exons. The record is from RefSeq and is a predicted model, not a curated record. Lineage: Eukaryota; Fungi; Basidiomycota; Agaricomycetes; Boletales; Suillaceae.
AUGCUGUUUGCAAACGAGUUCUUGCGACUGGGCACCAGGGAUCCCUCGCGGCUCUCUGUAGAACUUGUCAGUCUCUUCCACGAACCUGCUCUUAACGUACUUUACAAGUCGCUGGAAAGUCUUCGUCCAUUGCUGUUUUGCGUCCCUGCAAUCAGUCACAAUCGGAAACAAGAUCAGUUACGCCUUUCAGACUGGCAGCGAAUGCAGUAUUACGCCAAAAGAGUUCAUUCACUCAGGGUCAAUGACCAAGAAGAGGUAGUCAUCGAUAAGACUAUUCUACAUGCACUAGCUGCUUCAUCCUUCGCGCCCCCUAUGUUUACUCAUCUCAAACGGCUUUGGUGGUCAAAUAAUUCUGCAGAUGCUUUACCACUCCUAUGUUCUCUAGUCAACUCCAGACUGGAAUGGCUAAUUUUGCACAAUAUGGAUCCGAUACUUCUUCCGCCUGUUGUCCCCCACAUUACCUCCAACAACUCUCUGCGCAUCGCGUGUUUCCCCGCAAAAUAUAGUAUGAGGCACAUACAUCCUGACGUGUUCCAGAGCUGGCGCAACUUACAGAACCUUGUCUGCGGUCUAAUCAAUGAUGCAACGCUCUAUCAUCUCGCAACAUCUUCUAAGCUUACGCAUUUCACUAUUCAAGUUGACGAGAAGAACGACUACAGUGCUCUCAUGAAACUGGCCGGCCAGCCAGUGUUUACCGCCCUUCAGGGGCUCGACAUCACUGCGACUCACACCUCCCACUGCAUCCCUAUUCUGGAAAUCUCAGAGCUACCAUCGCUACGCUCCCUCCGUAUUCAUUCGACGGAAACAGGCUUAACAGAUGCUGAGCUGCAUCGGUAUUUCUGCUUAAUCUCACGUCACUGCCCAAAUCUUUGGGAUCUACGGAUGAAAGAAUUGCAAGUAUCCCCACCGAAAUUCCCUAUUGGUUAUAUCAUCACGUUUGAUAUCUUGAAGACGCUCUUCUCCCUGCGACAUCUGGAAGCACUGCAUCUCGACACGACUUGCACGUUUUCCCUCGAUGAUAAGGAGCUUGCGCAGCUGGCUGGCACGUGGCUGAAAUUGCGUGCACUUGAACUGGGGAUCGAAAAUGGCUGGCGGCAACCAAGCAAAAUCACUCUACAGGGUUUCGCAAAGUUGUUGCAGCACUGCCCAGUGUUAUCGGUAGUCGGUCUUGCUAUGAAUGCCUGGGCACCGGAUAUCGACCAUCGACGACCUGGAGGAGGGAUCCGCAGAAACGGUCUGGAAGUCCUACGAGUGGCUGAUUCCAAGGUCACGGGCCCAUUGUCCGUCGCAGCGUUCUUGUCAGAUAUUGCACCGAACGCUGAGAUAACGGGCUACGAGAUCGGGUAUGACAUAUAUCAGACGUUUAAUACUCGGUUGUUGUAUCGGGAGAGGUGGGAGGAGGUUUCCAUGUUGCACCCUCUGUUUGUCAACUUGAGGAGGCAGGAAGCAGUGGGUUCGGGAUCGGACGAGUACUCCAGAGACUGA